Messenger RNA from Adelges cooleyi (spruce gall adelgid), 1608 nucleotides. RefSeq lists its product as uncharacterized. Bases 180 to 1331 code for a protein of 383 amino acids. The record is from RefSeq and is a predicted model, not a curated record. Lineage: Eukaryota; Metazoa; Arthropoda; Insecta; Hemiptera; Adelgidae. The transcript has 6 exons.
GAAUCUCACUAUGCUUGAGGUACAGUUGUACAUUUCCCAACCCGCUGCGACUCACUGCGUACUCUGUCCGCGCCGUCUUCUAUCUCAUAUUUCGAUACGAAUACUUUAGAAUCGCGCCAAUAACGGUGAACAUUUUUCGAAUUUAAAGCAAUCAUAACACUACUCUAUACUCAAACACCAUGGCCGUGGCGUCUGAAAACGGCAGUGAAAAAAGCCAAGAGACCAAGGACUUGAUGUGCUUGAACCGCGUCACUACCGAAAUCCCAGUGGUCAAAAUCGGUUACAAAUUUGUCACUCACGUGAUUAACGGACUUAAGGAUUCGUCCUUUCUGGUGCAAUGGAGCUUGGACAAAGUCAGCAGUAGCGCGGAACAAGCGGUCAAAUAUCCGCUGUCGUACGGGUAUGUCAAACAGCCGUUAUUAGCCGUAGAUCGAAUACUUUGCAGUACGUUGGAUUUGGCUGAACAUACCUUGCCCGUGAUCACCAAAACUCCGGAACAAGUGUACGACGACAGUGUUAAAUAUGUAAUGGGAGUGGUGACACCAAUAACGGAAUGGGUAGACGUAGAGCUGAUGCCUCCUGCUGAAUACUACGUGGACUAUUUCUUACCAGAGUUAGAGUCUGGAGACGCCAAAAGCGACGACAGCGACAAGAAGUCGAAGGUACUCCGACUGGCCAAGACGGUAGUGCGACGAACCGUACAGCACGCCUACGCCGAACCCAAAUACCUGGUGCUGCUGACAUUCGGUGCAUGCCAACAGUCGUUUACCAUGUUGAAGCUGCUGAUUGUCGACCAAAAACUGUUGUUGAAGACAUUCCAAGAGAAUUGGAAGAAACUCGGCGACGGCGUGACGGCUGAAGAGGCGGCUAAGAGUAAAUUGUUAGUAGAAAUGGGCUGUAUUAGGCUGACGAACGGUGCUUCGGUAGUUGUCAAGACAGUAGAAAUCUCUGCAGCCAUGGCCAAAAUGUACAUAGACAUGUUUUUAGAAUAUGUGCGAUUAGCCAAAGAUGGUGUGAUUGAUACCAUAUCGAGAAUUGUGAAACCCUCGUCAAAACCAAGGAAAACACCACCCGCCACCCCACCAAAAAAUAAGAAAGAAGAUACCGCCAGUCAACCUAGCGAAUCCUCUGGUCAGCCCACCAGUAAACCUAAUGAAUCGACAAGUGAAUCUUCUGAUCAAUCCACCAGUCAACCAAGUCAAUCGACUAAUGAAUCAUCUGAUCAAUCCACCAGUCAACCAAGUCAAUCGACUAAUGAAUCCUCUGAUCAAUCCACCAGUCAACCAAGUCAAUCGACUAGUGAAUCCUCUGGUCAAUCCACCAGUCAGUAGGAAACUGCUCAGAUGUAACUUCGGCAUAACACUUAAUUUAUUAAUUUAAAUUUGAGGUUGCCAUUUAAAAUUCUUUUAUACCAUUUAAUAUUUAUACAAAAUGUAUUUUUUUAUUAAAAAUUAUUUAUUUUUUAGAUAUUUUAUAUAUUACCAUAUUUUUGCCUGUAAGUUUUACUGAGAUCUAAUUAUUUUGAUAUUAAUAUUAUACAUGUUAAAAAAUGUUUUAAGUUUUAAACGAAUAACACUCGUGCGUUAUUAUACAUAGUUUUGGAAAUUA